Messenger RNA from Malurus melanocephalus (red-backed fairy wren), 1939 nucleotides. RefSeq names its product pre-mRNA processing factor 39 (gene PRPF39). Gene Ontology annotation, molecular function: protein binding. The annotation marks the transcript as partial. The transcript is spliced from 12 exons. NCBI's taxonomy places the organism in Eukaryota, Metazoa, Chordata, Aves, Passeriformes, Maluridae. The record is from RefSeq and is a predicted model, not a curated record. Gene Ontology annotation, biological process: mRNA 5'-splice site recognition; RNA processing. Gene Ontology annotation, cellular component: U1 snRNP; commitment complex; U2-type prespliceosome.
UACUGAACCCUUUUAUUUGCACAGGAUCCAGUCUCCCAGCUGUGCCAUGGAGAACUCAGAGAGCACGGAGGAGGAGCAGCCCAUUGUCAGCAAUGAGAAUGCAGAGGCCAGCACCGAGAGCACGGCUGAGGAGCAGCACAUGGACUUCAGCACCGAGAUCAUGAGUGUCACCGAGAUGGAGCAGUCCCCAGACAGCUCCCCRGACCUCAACGAGGACAACACGCAGGAGAGCGAAAUUCCAAACAUUGAGAGUUUACAGACCACAGAUAUCGAGGCUGGCUUCCCUCCGGAUUUUGACAAGUUCUGGAAAGUAGUAGAGGACAAUCCRCAGGAUUUCACAGGAUGGGUUUAUCUACUGCAGUAUGUAGAGCAGGAGAACCACUUGCCAGCAGCCAGGAAAGCCUUUGACAGGUUUUUCACCCACUACCCCUACUGCUAUGGGUACUGGAAGAAGUACGCGGACCUGGAGAAGCGCCACGACAACAUCAAGCAGUCAGACGAGGUCUAUCGCCGAGGGCUUCAGGCAAUUCCUCUUAGUGUUGAUCUUUGGAUACAUUAUAUAAACUUCCUAAAGGAGACCUUGGACCCUGCUGAUCCCGAAACUAACAGUACCAUCCGGGGAGCCUAUGAACAUGCAGURCUGGCUGCUGGGACAGAUUUCCGUUCAGACAGACUCUGGGAAAUGUAUAUAAACUGGGAAAAUGACCAGGGAAACCUAAGGGAAGUUACAUCCAUCUAUGACCGAAUCCUGGGAAUCCCAACGCAGCUCUACAGCCAUCACUUCCAGAGGUUUAAAGAACACAUCCAGAACAACCUACCCCGAGACUUCCUGACCACAGAGCAGUUUGUGCAGCUGCGCCAGGAACUGGCGGCUGCCAGCGGAAGCAGUUACAAAAAAGUUACCAUAUUUGCCUGUAUUACAUGCUCUAACAUUCUGUUCUAGCUAAUCACUGAGAUAGAGAACAUGAGGCACAGAAUCAUUGAGAUCCACCAGGAGAUAUUUAACCACAACGAACAUGAAGUCAGUAAGAGGUGGACGUUUGAGGAAGCGAUCAAGAGGCCUUACUUUCAUGUAAAACCUCUGGAGAAAAUUCAGCUGAAAAACUGGAAAGAGUACUUAGAGUUUGAGAUAGAGAAUGGCACUCACGAGCGAGUUGUGGUCCUCUUUGAGAGAUGUGUCAUUUCAUGUGCCCUCUAUGAGGACUUCUGGAUCAAGUAUGCCAAAUACAUGGAGAACCACAGCAUCGAGGGCGUGAGGCACGUGUACAGCAGGGCCUGCACCAUCCACCUGCCCAAGAAGCCCAUGGUGCACAUGCUGUGGGCAGCCUUCGAGGAGCAGCAGGGCAACAUUGAUGAAGCCAGAAGGAUCCUGAAGACAUUUGAGGAGUGCAUCCUGGGGCUGGCCAUGAUCCGCCUGCGCAGGGUGAGCCUGGAGCGCCGGCACGGCAACAUGGAGGAGGCAGAGCAGCUGCUGGAAGAUGCUGUCAGGAAUGCCAAAUCCAUCAGUGAAGCCUCCUUCUAUGCCAUCAAACUCGCCAGGCACCUCUUCAAAGUGCAGAAAAACCUGCCAAAGGCAAGAAAAGUGCUGUCAGAAGCCAUAGAACUGGACAAAGAAAACACCAAACUGUACCUGAACCUGCUGGAGAUGGAGUACAGUGGUGACCUCAAGCAGAACGAGGACAACAUCCUGAGCUGCUUUGACAAGGCUGUCCAUGGGGCYUUGUCCAUUAAAAUGAGGAUCACCUUCUCACAGAGAAAAGUGGAAUUCCUGGAAGAUUUUGGGUCUGAUGUGAACAAGCUCCUGGAUGCCUACGAUGAACACCAGGCACUGCUGAAGGAGCAGGAGACGCUGAAGCGGCGGGCGGAGAACGGCUCCGAGGAGCCGGAUGAGAAGAAGCUGCUGACAGAGGACCCAAGCCUGGCAUCAGCACAGCUCAUG